This is a messenger RNA of Pseudopipra pipra, 1229 nucleotides long. It is a transcript of the gene PPA1, whose product is annotated as inorganic pyrophosphatase 1. NCBI's taxonomy places the organism in Eukaryota, Metazoa, Chordata, Aves, Passeriformes, Pipridae. The coding region runs from base 32 to 925 and encodes 297 amino acids. The transcript has 11 exons. Gene Ontology annotation, cellular component: extracellular exosome; cytoplasm. Gene Ontology annotation, biological process: phosphate-containing compound metabolic process. The record is from RefSeq and is a predicted model, not a curated record. Gene Ontology annotation, molecular function: inorganic diphosphate phosphatase activity; magnesium ion binding.
GCAGUGCGCGGUGGGGGGGCCGGCGCGGCGCAUGCGCGGCUGGGCGGCAGCGAUGUCGGGGUUCAGCGUGGAGGAGCGCGCCGCGCCCCACAGCGCCGAGUACCGGCUCUUCUUCAAGGAUGCCGCCGGGCGAUACAUCUCCCCCUUCCACGACAUCCCCAUCUACGCGGACGCCGGGAAGAAUGUGUUCAACAUGGUUGUGGAAGUACCUCGAUGGACAAAUGCUAAAAUGGAGAUUGCAACAAAGGAACCCUUAAACCCAAUUAAGCAAGACGUGAAGAAAGGAAAGCUGCGCUACGUAGCCAACGUGUUUCCCCACAAGGGCUACAUCUGGAAUUACGGUGCUAUCCCACAGACUUGGGAAGACCCAGGUCACAAGGAUGAAAAUACUGGCUGCUGUGGAGAUAACGAUCCGAUCGAUGUGUGCGAAAUUGGAAGCAAGGUCUGCUCCCGGGGAGAAGUCAUCAGAGUGAAGGUGCUGGGCACGCUGGCACUGAUUGAUGAGGGAGAGACAGACUGGAAGAUAAUUGCUAUCAAUGUGGAAGACCCAGAAGCAGACAGCUAUAAUGAUAUCAAUGAUGUCAGAAGGAUGAAGCCUGGAUACUUAGAAGCUACCGUGGACUGGUUCAGAAGAUACAAAGUACCUGAUGGAAAGCCAGAAAACCAGUUUGCUUUUAAUGAGGAAUUUAAAGACAAGGAUUUUGCUGUGAAUGUCAUCAAGAGCACUCAUGAACACUGGAAAGCUUUAAUAGCAAAGAAAACUGACGGGGGGGAGAUCAACUGCACAAACCUGACGGUGUCUGACAGCCCCUUCUGCUGUGGCCAAGACUGUGCAAAAGCUACUGUGGAUGCAGCACCGCCAUGUAAAGCUGCCAACCCGAUCCCACCCGAAGUUGACAAAUGGUUCUACUAUGAGAAAAACUAAGUCCCGAGGACGGCGGCGAGACAGCCGCGUCCUUCCCGCUGGGGAGCCGCCACAUGCAGGAGUAGCCCAGAAAAAAUAGCUUCAGUGUCAACAAGGAGACCUUGCCUGUAACUUUGCUGAUUAGAAUUACGUACCUAGCAGUGACGUGCCGGCUGCGCUGGGGCCCGGUGGAGGCCAGAAGACAUAAUUUAUAAAAUCAAAACACCCUGCUCGCGCGUGGUCGUGUGCUGUGCUCUGAGUCGUGAGGGGAGGUCGUUCACCUGGUACGUGUGUGGAUGCUAGAAAUAAAAACUACUGAAUCCGA